AUGCAUGCCGUCUGGCUGCUGCUGUGUUUCCUUUCGACUUGCCGAGCUGGAGCUCAGGAGCACGAGCUCUGGGAUGUCUAUGAGGACGAGUAUAACAUUCCCGGCAGUGAUGCUCAUGGCGGCCGCCAUCGUCGCUACAGUCCGUAUAAUACGUGGGCGCCGCAGCACCGGCCGCGCAAGGCCGACAUUCUGAGGAAGGACUUCUUCAAGCAGUUCAUCACCCACUUUCGCGACCCGGCCAUCAACGCGUGCGAUAACUUCUACCGGCACGUGGAAAAUCGUCACGAUGAGUCUUGGGGAAUUGUGGGCGGCGCGUUCGAGGAUGAAAUAGAAUUCGACUUUGUGCCGGAUCCCGACCAACUAAUGGGGCGCCAGCUGCAAGAAGAAAUGCGAGAGAUGGUCGAGGAGAUGCACGAAGACGUGCCAACGCUGCGCGAGGAGGGCAGAUUGCUCGGAACGUUAAUGAAAGACACUUUGUACAUCGCCGAUCGUGUCGAGGUCAUGACCGACGUCUUGGUAUUUUUUUGU
Molecule: messenger RNA, 528 nt
Organism: Mesorhabditis spiculigera
Lineage: Eukaryota; Metazoa; Nematoda; Chromadorea; Rhabditida; Rhabditidae
Source: the annotation of a GenBank genome assembly